This is a messenger RNA of Strongylocentrotus purpuratus (purple sea urchin), 3512 nucleotides long. RefSeq lists its product as uncharacterized. The transcript is spliced from 5 exons. The coding region runs from base 107 to 1309 and encodes 400 amino acids. Gene Ontology annotation, biological process: signal transduction. Gene Ontology annotation, molecular function: protein binding. The record is from RefSeq and is a predicted model, not a curated record. NCBI's taxonomy places the organism in Eukaryota, Metazoa, Echinodermata, Echinoidea, Camarodonta, Strongylocentrotidae.
UCAGAGAUCUGCAGAUGAAAAUCAGAGUCUUAAUCGUCCAACAGAAAAAUCUGUAACAAAAGGGGCUGAUAAACCCUUGAUAGACCCGAAUCCUGAUCAAAUCGAAAUGAGAAUAGGGAGUACAACUACAAGGAAUGUUCCUGAGUCUGAAAAACCUCUCAGCCCAGCUGCUCUAAUUGACACAAGUGAAAUCGAUGCCAAAGGACAUACAGAGUUGGACCAGAGUUCUCCAAAUCAUCAAGCUGGUUGUGGAGAAAUGCAGGCAGUGGAAGCUGAUAAAAGAGACAUCACCACAAGUGACCCAAAACCCUAUGAUAUAUAUCUGGUGUCCUCUAAACAAACACGUCAAGUCAAGCAGAUUAAGGAUAUGUGUACAAAAAAUGGAUGGAAUUUUACAACAUCAUUUGGCGGUAAGCUUGGCAUGCCAGUGAUGCAAAGUAUAGAGGAAGCUGUCCUGACAUGCUCACAUGUUGUCUUGGUCAUCACCGAGGAUGACUGCUCAACCAAAAUGGGAGAGUACAACAUGACAAUUGAGAUGGCUUUCGAAUCUGUAAAGAAAAAAGAGUUAAGAAGUAAAGUUAUACCUAUCCGAUGUUGUGAUGAAGAUUGCAUCCCGGUGCGGCUCAGGUGGCUGCGUAGUUCACAUAUUGAUGAUGAUGACCUAGAAGAGAGAAUGAUCAAAACUAUUGGCAAGGAGAUCAAGAGGGAAGGAGAAUCCCAGGGUCAUUCUGUGUCAGGUGUGAGAUAUGGAGCAGAUGACAGAGGAGGAGCAGGUGAGAUAAAUGGAGCAGAUGACAGAGGAGGAGCAGAUGAUAGGGGUGGAGCAGAUGACAGAGGAGGAGCAGAUGAGAGGGGUGGAGCAGAUGACAGAGGAGGAGCAGAUGAGAGGGGUGGAGCAGAUGACAGAGGAGGAGCAGAUGAGAGGGGUGGAGCAGAUGACAGAGGAGGAGCAGAUGAGAGGGGUGGAGCAGAUGACAGAGGAGGAGCAGAUGUGGCAGGUGGAAGUGACAAUGCAUCAGGAAAUACAGUCCUGACAGACAUCUUCUUCAUGGAUCUCGCCAAGGAGAUAGGUUCUGAAUGGAAAGAUCUUGCAAUAAGACUGGGAUUUUCUAAGCCAGAAAUUGAACGUAUGGUCGAGAGUGAGAGAGAUAUUAAGUACCGUACUCUGUACAUUCUCCAAUGCUGGCGGCAGAGAACACAGAUCAAGAAUGACAGGGAGAAAGUAGAGGUGCUUUGUAAUGCCUUGAUCAAGUGUAAGAGGGAUGAUCUUUCAGAGCAAGUGCAAUCAGGUGCUAUUGAAAGCUAUUAAAGGCUAAACCGCGGCUGUUUUGUUAAUGAUGACGUAAUGUGUAAUAUGCUUCACAUUUCUGACUCUUAUAACACGUACCUCAGUGAUGACGUGCAAGUCCUUUAUAGUUCUUUAUUGUGUGUCAUUGCCAAUCAUUUCAUAUGUUUAAAUGCCACAGUUUUGCCGGUUUACCACACCAUAUCUGAACCAACCUAAAUUCAUGUACUUAUCCUUCAAUCAAUCAGAACUUUACAAUAAUUACUUACAAUUAUUUUUAUUUUCCAGAUAGAUUCAAUGCAUAUGUGGUUAAGAUAAAAUUUGAUUGGAGCAAGAUUGCAUAUGUAAUCGAUUUUAUAUUGAUUGUAGAGUCGAUUCUCAUGUUACAGGACCUUGCAAUCUUCUAAAUGUGAGCUUCUCAACUAUAUUUUUCACUGAAAAAAUAUAUCAUUCAAACUUGCUUUCCAAUAGAUCUACUUUUAUUUGAUAGUUGUUUAAUUUUGUCUAUUUUCAUGUAAAACUACAUUAUGUGCCAAUACAUGUCCCAUAGUAAAGGUUAAUUAGGCUAAUGUUGUAAACACAAAGAUUAGACAAUGACAUUAAGCACCAUCUUAGUGAAUUAUUUGUAUGUUAUCCUGCCUGAGCAACUAAUACUUUUAUCUGUAAAGAUCGGUCCUAGGUCAUUUAUCCAGAGUGUUGAGUGUUUUUACAGUAAAGGUGAUUAAUGGAAUUAUCUCUAAAAAAAAUAUUUUUUAAUGAUGUGUAAAUAGAUUUAUUGAUAAUGAGGGUAAGGAAAAGCUGUGAUUUCUUGACUUCCUAGAUAUAAUCAUAGUUAUGUACAAUAUACCCACAUCAUUUUUAAAUGUUUAUAAGUACAACAUGGUCUUAACUUAAAUGAAUAGCUUAUUGAUUGUAUUCAUGAUCAGGUUUAUUUUUUGUAACUCACUCAUUGCUGUGACUGUAUUUCAGUAAUCAUUGUUUCCUGCAGCUGAUUUUGUUAUCAAUACCAUCAGUACUCUAAUUAAGUGCACCAUGCAUGUCACAGAUAAAGUAGAUAUUCCUUUCCCUUGCUUCAUCUGUUUGUCUUUGUAACUGAAAUAACAUUUCCAUUGAAUAGUUUAACCAUUUGUCAUAUACAACCUUGUGAAGUGUUUGUCAUCAAUUGAAUUGUUUAAUGUAAUGCACAUUUUUAAAAAUGUGUCUAAAGGGGUUGAACAAAAAGAUAUCCUUAAUUUUCUCAUUUUUUGAUAUGUUUAUGAGAGUAGAUAAGCCCAAUGAAGUGAUUGACUGAUAUCUGAAGGGAUUGAAAAUAGAUUCCCUUGAAUAGCUGUCAAAUGUUUUAUACACUUAUGAGAGUAGACGACCUCAAAAAAGUUUGCCCAACAAUUAAUGCUUGUAUUUACCUGAAGGAAAGUUUUGCUGUUGGUAUUUUGUAUUAUGGCAGAAUCAUGUAUGUAUUAAAUUGUGCCCCAAAGAUCUUACAAUUCACAAAUAAGGUUCAUAUUCAAAGGUCUGAGAAUAUAGCAGUAAACUGGGAAUUCCCUUAGGAAAAUAAUGCAUUAAAAAAUAGAUUUGUAUGGCCUGACAAAUGAAGUCAAACCUUCUUUUUAAAGUUGAUGGGAUAAUAUAUUGUUGGUUUCUUCUGAGACGAUCUCGAUGCACCAGGAAGGUUUCCACAACUUAUGAUAACUUUAUUAAUACAUGUAAUUGGGAGUACAUGAUGUUGAGGUUAGUUUCUUAACCUUUUGACUAAGUUCUUACCACAUGAUCAGUGUGAGAUACUUGCCUACAUGUAAUGUAGUUUGUAUUUCAUGUUUUAUCUGUGUAAUGUAUAAGAUUAUUAACUGGACAUGUUAGACAUUUAUCCUAUUCUUUUAAAUCUAAAACUCCAUGUUAAAAAUACAAGUUAUUUUUUGAGAGGAUGUUAGUUUUAGUUUAUGUCGUCACACACAUGUUGACCUACAACUUGUAUAUUUUAUCCUACCGUAGUUUAGUCAUUUUAUCAUGAAAUGGUUUAAAGUGAAAUGUAAAUUGUUGUAUUCAUGGUGGUGUAACCUCAAGACUGUUGAUCUUGCUUAUUACAGCUCUACUGUAAACAGUAACUCACUUUUUAUACUGAUAUGUAUUUUUAAGAGUAGUUUGUAAUUAUGUAAUUUUUAAAGUAUACAUUUAGGAAUAAUAGAAUGUGUCUUAUGGUAGAAUUGAAAUAUACUCAUACUAAAAGUAA